CUGGCAAAAGAGAAGGGAUGGGCUAGUAAAAGGGAUGAAUGGCUGGGGGAGCUGGAGAAGAGCGACGAAAGGAGUUGGGGACUGGCGGGACGGAGAUGGGGGAGGAAUCUGGGGGGUCGCGGAAGCGGGACUUGGACCAGGGCAGGUGAGGCAAAGGAUGCAGGGCAGGGGGAGCAACUGUGGAGCGGGGGCGGGAACAGAUGUGCCCACGGCCGCCCCCCAUCCCCCUGUGUGUCUGCUGCUCAGACACUAAAGGAGAUGGAUGGGGUUGGGGAGACGCGGCGCGCGUGGCCCGGGGCGGCUCAUCACUCAGCCGCCGCCCCCGCAGCGGCGGGGUCGGGGUGGGGGUCCAGCGGUAGAUAACAAGGCCACGAAGCGAGCGGCGGACAGGCCGGCCCACGGCGGCAGCAUGAGCACGGCAGACCGUAGUCACGCUGCGGGCGCGGCCCCCGACUCAGACCCGGGCCGGAUGGCGGUGGCCUCGACUUACCAGCGCUUCGAGCCCCGCGCCUACCUCCGCAACAACUACGCGCCCCCUCGGGGGGACCUGAGCAACCCGGAUGGCGUCGGGCCUUGGAAGCUGCGCUGCUUGGCGCAGACCUUCGCCACUGGUGAGGUGUCUGGACGCACCCUCAUUGACAUUGGUUCAGGACCCACCAUAUACCAACUGCUCAGUGCCUGCGCCCACUUUGAAGACAUCACCAUGACAGAUUUCCUGGAGGCGAACCGCCAGGAACUGGGGCUCUGGCUGCGGGAGGAGCCCGGGGCCUUCGAUUGGAGUGUGUACAGCCAGCACGUCUGCCUCAUUGAGGGCAAGGGUGAGUCCUGGCAGGAGAAGGAGCGACAGCUGCGAGCCAGGGUGAAGAGGGUCCUGCCCAUCGAUGUGCACCAGUCCCAGCCCUUGGGUGCUGGGAGCCUGGCACCCCUGCCUGCUGACGCCCUGGUCUCUGCCUUCUGCCUGGAGGCUGUGAGCCCAGACCUCGUCAGCUUCCAGCGGGCCCUGGACCACAUCACCACACUGCUGAGGCCCGGAGGGCACCUCCUUCUCAUCGGGGCCCUGGAGGAGUCAUGGUACCUGGCUGGGGAGGCCAGGCUGGCAGUGGUGCCAGUGUGUGAAGAGGAGGUGAGGGAGGCCCUGGAGCACAGCGGCUAUGAAGUGCGAGACCUGCGCACCUACACCAUGCCUGCCCGCCUUCAGACAGGUGUAGACGAUGUCAAGGGCAUCUUCUUCACCUGGGCCCAGAAGAAGGUGGGGGUGUGAGGGCCCAGUGCAUCCAGUACUGACGGCCCUCACCCACCCAGAUUCUUUAUUAUCUGAAGUG
Messenger RNA from Equus quagga, 1322 nucleotides. It is a transcript of the gene PNMT, whose product is annotated as phenylethanolamine N-methyltransferase. The record is from RefSeq and is a predicted model, not a curated record. The coding region runs from base 263 to 1261 and encodes 332 amino acids. Gene Ontology annotation, molecular function: phenylethanolamine N-methyltransferase activity. Gene Ontology annotation, cellular component: cytosol. NCBI's taxonomy places the organism in Eukaryota, Metazoa, Chordata, Mammalia, Perissodactyla, Equidae. The transcript is spliced from 3 exons.